Molecule: messenger RNA, 5225 nt
Organism: Trematomus bernacchii (emerald rockcod)
Lineage: Eukaryota; Metazoa; Chordata; Actinopteri; Perciformes; Nototheniidae
Gene: grk4
Product: G protein-coupled receptor kinase 4
Exons: 16
Coding region: 284-2002 (572 amino acids)
Biological process (GO): signal transduction; regulation of signal transduction; protein phosphorylation
Cellular component (GO): cytoplasm
Molecular function (GO): ATP binding; G protein-coupled receptor kinase activity
Source: RefSeq, a predicted model, not a curated record
GGAGCCAAAGCAGGAAGGAAGGCAGGCAGAGAGGGAAGGGAGGCAGGCUGUGAAUGCUAACAAGCCCCGUCGUAAUCAUACAGUUCCGUAGGUAGGGUUUGAUCAAAAACGUCUUGCAAUGGAGAGGAACGACGACCACUAUUAAACACCUACUAUGCACCAGUGCCGCCUUCGUCCUGUGCGCGUGCAGCAGUCUCACCGUCGUCGGCACGUUUGAUCUGAAUAACCGUCUUUUUCCGCUGAGUGAAAUGUAUCGCGACUGCUUGGGACUCACAUUCUGACAAUGGAGAUUGAAAAUAUCGUGGCCAACACUGUUCUCCUGAAGGCGAGGGAAGGUGGAGGAGGGAAGAGGAAUGGUCGCAGCAAGAAAUGGAAAGAGAUGCUGAAACUCCCCCACAUCAGCCAGUGUGAGGAGCUACGCCGCACUAUCGAGAGGGACUACACCAGUCUAUGUGAGAAGCAGCCCAUUGGCCGGCUGUUAUUCCGGCAGUACUGUGAUACCAGGCCAGAGCUGAAGCGCUGCAUUGAGUUUAUGGACGCUGUGGCCAUGUACCAGCUCGCUCCGGACGAGAAGAGGAGGGACUGUGGACUGAAUCUUUUAGACACAUACUUUAAUAAUGGGUCUGCAGCCCAUCUGCCAGACGUUCCCCAGGAAGUGGUGGCUGGGUGUCGGGAGAGGCUGGAGCAGAGUCCAUGUAAGGAGCUCUUCAAUGACUGCACCAAAAUAGUUUGUGAUUAUCUGAGUGGAGCUCCAUUUUCCUCCUACCACGAGUCCAUGUACUUCUCUCGCUUCCUGCAGUGGAAAUGGUUGGAGAGGCAACCAGUAACCAAAAAUACCUUCAGACAUUACAGAGUACUAGGAAAAGGUGGAUUUGGCGAGGUUUGUGCCUGCCAAGUACGUGCCACCGGUAAGAUGUACGCCUGUAAAAAGCUGGAAAAGAAACGAGUGAAGAAAAGAAAAGGUGAAGCAAUGGCACUAAACGAAAAACGCAUUUUAGAAAAAGUUAACAGUAGUUUUGUAGUUAGUCUAGCAUAUGCGUAUGAGACCAAGGAUGCGCUGUGCCUGGUGUUGACCAUAAUGAAUGGCGGCGACCUAAAGUUCCACAUCUACAACAUGGGCAACUCGGGCUUCGACGAACAGAGGGCCAUCUUCUACGCUGCUGAGAUCUGCUGUGGCCUUGAGGACCUGCACCGUGAGAGGAUAGUCUACAGGGAUUUGAAACCUGAAAACAUCCUUCUGGAUGAUCGUGGACACAUCCGAAUUUCAGACCUGGGCCUUGCUGUUCAAAUCCCUGAAGGAGAGACGAUACGAGGGAGAGUGGGCACUGUUGGAUACAUGGCUCCCGAGGUGAUCCAGAACGAGAGCUACUCCGUCAGCCCCGACUGGUGGGGGCUGGGCUGCCUGAUCUUCGAGAUGAUUCAGGGCCAGUCGCCCUUCCGCAAGCGCAAGGAGCGCGUCAAGCGGGAGGAGGUGGACAGGAGAGUGCGCGAGGACCAGGAGGAGUACUCUGAUAAAUUCGUAGAGGAGGCGAAGGACAUCUGCAGACAGCUCCUGUCCAAGGACCCCAAACAGCGGCUCGGGUGUCAGGGUCGAGGGGCCGUAGAGGUCAAGCAGCACCCCAUCUUCAGAAACAUCAACUUCAAACGGCUGGAGGCCAACAUGCUGGACCCUCCCUUCAGCCCCGAUCCUCGAGCUGUGUACUGUAAAGACGUCCUGGACAUCGAGCAGUUCUCCACCGUCAAAGGCGUGAACCUUGACCCCACAGACGAUGACUUCUACCACAAGUUUGUCACAGGCAGCGUCUCCAUCCCGUGGCAGAACGAGAUGAUUGAGAUGGAGUGCUUCAAAGAAAUCAACGUCUACGAGACUGACGGGACGUUGUGCUCAGACCUGGACGUGAACCGGCCUAACCCUCCACCAAAGAGAGGCUUCUUCUACCGCCUGUUCAGAAGAGAGGCAAGUGCUAGUGCUCCGGCAACUGUCCGAGGGGGUGGGGGCUAAGGUCUGUUUUAAGAGCGGUUACAGUGAUGACGAGAUCGAAGAGCCCUCACGACUUUAAACCACUCCCUCCUCCACCCGCCUCCUCUUUCACCUCCUCCUCCCACCCCCCCCACCCCUCGCCGCUGAACUUCACCACAAACUCCAACAGAGCGCAAAUCUUAGGAACUCAGUGAAUGUUGACCUGUAUUUAUGAGCUGUAUUAAAAGUGUAUUAUAAUUAAAGAAAAAAGUAUGAGUUUAAAGAUUUUGUACAUUUGUACUUGAAUUUAUGUCUAGAUGUAUAUUUUCACUAAAGGUUGUAUUGUACAAAAAGCCAUAAAAGUACCACUUGAAUGCAUACAUUACGUUUUUAUUUCCUUUUUGUUUUCCUUUUACUUUCUUUUGGAAUGGAUAACGUGUAUUGGGGAGUUUGUUUUUUAAAGAAGUACAGUACCAGUAUGUUUCUUUUUUUCUUUCAAUGUAGCAUAAGGCCUUUUUGUUUUUUUAUGUGCUGUAUGUUUGUAUUUGAUUUGUUAGCACAUCGGUUCCUAAACUAACCCCUCAGCCUCGGCACCCUUCAAGGCUCAGGUAGAUCUGAACGAAGCGCAUAGAUCCUAAUGAUUUGAGGGGGAAAGGAAUCCAGUCUAGCAUUGUUUUGAUGCCCAGCUUCUUACACCUUCCCAUGUGUUUCCCCAUCUCCACCUGCCCCUUAGAUUUAAAUCGGUUCGGAUAUGAUAACCCUGAUCUUCCCCUCUGGACUGUAUGGCAUGUGAAAUUAAACAUCCUCUCCAUGCCUACUUAAUUCGGGCAGUGAUGGAUUUAUUUCCGACAAUCUUUUUGUCAGCAUGUACAAACAUUUAGUAUAUUUCAAGGAGGCUUUUUUUCGGUAACACAGGGCCUGAUUAAUAUAAUUCCUAGGCCUCAAAAAAAUCUCCUUUGAGCUGCAAACGCUCGGAUCAUAUGAACAUGUGUUUCCUUCAGGAGCACACCUGUUAAGUAAAAGUCUGUUACAUUAUUCACUCAGGCAAAACCUUUUUUGUAUCUUUAUUCCUCCUCCUGUUUUUAACUUCUUUUUUUUUGUACAACCUGGCUUUCCUUAGUUUCCUUUUUCCUUACUUUUCUGGUUAUUAUAAGCGGAAGUCUUUCCCCUCGAAGGUUCCCAGUAAUCUAUAAUUUGUUUACUGGCGAAUGAGAUAGCACAUAGACAGAUGAUGAUGAUGAUGAUGAUGAUGGCACUGUAUAAAAGACCUGACCUGCAGCUGACAAGGGCUUCAUCUAGAUAACAAAUUGGGGUUGCAUAAAACAAACUUCCUUUGAUUCUGCUGUUAGCAGCUGUUAGCCUCUGCGCUAAGUCACAAUACUGUGCCUGUUGAUCGUAGAUAGCAAAUAUCCCGCUUGUAGACCUCCAGUUUAGCUUUAGCUGUGUUUGUGCUAAAUGAAAGCAUUACUAUAAACCCACCAUUGAAAUCUUGUAUGUUGUUCUGUCAUAGGAAUGGCUUGAGACAGUUGUUUUUUGUGUGUAGAGAGGAAGAAACGUAUCGAGUUACCAUCAUCUGUGUACAGGAUCACUUGCAGAACCACAGUUGUGUGCUCUUUUUCAACCAUAGAAGUGUUUCCUUCCAAUCAUGAACAAAUACAUUUUCUGUGCAUUUCCAACCACCUGUCCUCAUUUGAUUUUCAGAGACAAUUGAAGCUAUCUUGCUUUUGAAUUUUUGCUUUUGAGGCAGUUGCUGUUUACUCCCCCCACCACCUGUUUUUAAUGCUGUGAAUACCCAAUCUGGACAUGUUGGCUCUGUGCGUGUAUUACAUUGUAUGCAAAUGCAGCUUCUGUUCAAUCCAAUGCAUCGAAGUACAACCAUACAAUAGUUAAAAUCACGUAGAGACUUGAACGUCACUCAUUUGAAUUUCAAACCAUUGAAGACAUUUUAAAAUGGUACGCAUAUAAUUCCCAAUCUGGUUUACUAUUUUGGAGAGUUGGCUUUUUGAACAAAUAAAAUUGUCCCCUGUUGCACAUUCCAUCAUGAAAAAUCAGGAAUCGAAUGCGUGCAUCUGUUUCUGGCUUGUUGUCACUUUUUCCUGAGUGUCUUUGUUAUUUUUCUUUGUUGCUCUCAGGCACAUUUUGAAGCUGAUUUCUCUUGCCUAUGUAGAUUUUAGCCUUUUAGCUAUUUAGCCUAAAAAAAAACAUGUAAAUGAUGUAUUUCUAACAUAACUAAGCUCUAACACACAUUCACUCACUCUCACAGGGAAACGAAACUGUGUUUGCCACCCAUGCCUCUGUCAUUGUAUGAACUUUACUCUUCUAACAUCCAUAUAGCAGUAAAGGAAUUAUGUUUAGUUUCAUUGCACUAUGGUGUGUUUUGACAAUGACUAUAGGAAGUGUCUUGAACUUUUAUGCCAAUGAUACCAAAAGCAACAUUUAGUAAAACUUGUCUUGUUCUCGGAAAACAAAUUGCUGAAGAAAGACUGAUGGCCUUUAUUGUAUGUGCCAAUUUACCGAGUUAAGUUCUGACAUCUUGCCUUUUUUUCAACCUCUCUAUCAUUCCGUCCAUUCCGAGAGAAAUUCCUUCACAUAAAGGAAACUUUAAAAAGCUCAACAGUUAUGAAUGUCCGCACUAAGUGCAUUGUAAUGCCUGUUUAAAAAAAAAAAAAAAAUACAUAUGUUUUAUUACUCAAGCAUGUAUUGGUUUGUAAUACUUCAGGUUCCUUGUAUAUGUAAAUGAUGACCUUCUAGUGCCAACAUAUCUCACUGGUAUCUGAGGACAACUUUAUAAAUGGCAAGGUGACCAGCUGAGUUUGGCCCCGUUUGAAGCCAUAACAUGCAUUCCUUUUCCUGCCUUCCUCCAACGGUGGUGAUGGCGAGUCCUUGAAAAAGUGGGAUGGCACUCACCUGAAACGUUUUAAAGUGCAAGAUACUCUGGUCUUUGUUGUCACUUGGAUUUAAUUUUUGGUUAACUACAGAUAUAUGCCUGGCGGUUCUCCAGGGUUACAUGCUCUUCUGUCCCGAUAUUUCAGAUAAGUUCCCUAAAAGGAAGGGAGGAAUGAGGAAAUGCAUUAUUGGUAUUCAAGCCGGGGCCUGUGACUUCUUGAUUUUCUUCUUUUUUUUGUAUCUGUACAGUCAUGUCGUUCAACCACUGCAGUCAUUGUUAAUUCUUGUACAAGUUGUAUCACUGGUUGUUGUACCAUAUCUGACAUUUGUAAUUAUGAAAUAAUACACUGCCAUUUGUAUAAAAAAAUACUUGUCUUGA